AUUUACAGAGCAGUUUUCUCGCAGGUAGAAGUACAAUGGAUAACACCAUUCUAGUUCAAGAGGCUAUACAUUCUAUGAGGCAGCUAAAAGGGAAAAAAGGGGCCCUAGCAUUCAAGAUAGACCUCCAUAAAGCCUUCGACAGUGUAGAUUGGAAGUACCUCAGGGAAGUAUUGAUUGAUUUCAACCUGCCGGAUCAAUUAGUUCGAUUAAUGAUGUUUUCAGUUACUUCAUUGCAGCUUUCUGUCAUUUGGAAUGGAGAGGAAUUACCUUACUUCCAGCCAAAGAGAGGUCUACGUCAAGGUGACCCCUUAUCGCCGUACCUCUUCAUUAUGGGACAGUUAGCAAACUCCUUCAGUUCUGCUUGUGGCAUCCCCCUGACGCAUGAUCUUGGCAUUUACCUUGGGGUGCCUAUUAUCCAUGGCAGGUUCAAGGCCAGUAACUACAAACAUAUUCUUGAAAAGAUGAAGAUUAAGCUUGCAGGGUGGAAACAGAAGUCCCUAAGUCUGGCAGGUAAGAGAACACUAGUGCAAUCGGUAACCUCCUCGAUACCAACCUAUAACAUGCAAACAGUUCUCCUUCCUAGCAGCACAUGUUCAGCCAUAGAUUCCUUGAAUCGCAAAUUCCUUUGGGAUUCAGAUAUACAAACUAACAAACCACACCUUGUCCAUUGGAACGAUAUUUGUUUACCGAGGAGAUAUGGUGGACUGGGUGUGAGAUCUGCCAAAGAGUUUAACAAGGCUUUGAUUGCCAAGUUAGGCUGGCAACUACUUUUAGGGGGUGAGAAGCCAUGGUGCCAAGCUAUCAAGCAUAAAUACCUUCAUUCAGCGAGUUUCUCUAGUUGCAAUCCCACGCCUUCUUCAUCCAUAACGUGGCGAAGCAUCUUAAAAACUAGAGAUGUUUUACAGUUGGGAACACGGUGGAGAGUAGGAUCUGGCUGUAACAUACAGCUUUGGAAUGACAUCUGGGCUGCACUGAGGUUGCUUUGGAGAGGAAAAGUUCUCACAAACUCCGUUCGCUUUGAGCGCCACAUGGCUCCUGCGCCGGUGUGCCCUCGUUGUGAGCAAUCACCUGAAACCCCUCUACACCUCCUAAGAGACUGUUUCUACUCGCGGCUAGUUUGGGAGUCGGCUCACACCUUUGCUUUGGAAUCAAGAUUUGCCUUGGAAUCAGUUAACCUGAUUCAUGACACCAGAGCUCCCAGAUGGGUCUCUUGGACCCCACCACCACACCCUUAUCUUAAACUAAACACCGAUGGAUCCCACAAUCAUCACUCAGGCAAAGCAGCAGCUGGAGGACUUAUUCGUGAUCACAACAGGCGUUGGGUUCAUGGCUUUGCUGUAAACGUUGGUCUCACAACAAGUUUCUUGGCUGAGUUGUGGGGUUGUAGAGAAGGUCUCAAGCUUGCUCACUCUCUGGGGAUACAACAGUUGGUCUUAGAAAUGGACUCUUUACUUGCAAUACAACUCAUUCAAAAUCGGCAAGUUUCAGCCGGACCAGCCUCGAUGCUUCUUAUUGGACAUCUUUGUGUUGAUAGAUUUCUUUAGCAGCUGCCUGGAACAACACACUCUUAGGGAGGGGAAUUUAGCUGCGGAUUUUAUGGCAUGCAUGGGUCACAAAUUAACUUUGGGCACUACA
Molecule: messenger RNA, 1635 nt
Organism: Rubroshorea leprosula
Lineage: Eukaryota; Viridiplantae; Streptophyta; Magnoliopsida; Malvales; Dipterocarpaceae
Source: the annotation of a GenBank genome assembly